Molecule: messenger RNA, 1468 nt
Organism: Prorocentrum cordatum
Lineage: Eukaryota; Dinophyceae; Prorocentrales; Prorocentraceae
Source: the annotation of a GenBank genome assembly
GAACAAACCUUGAGUGGCCUCAGGGACCACGCUGCUCGUCCCACGGCCUGGGCUGCAGCAUUUCUGCCCGAGUGCAUUAAAUCGCACCACCGUCAAAAUGCCGCGCACAGAGCGGAAUAGCCGGAAUUGAUGGGCAUGGGGGCGGCAGUGUUGCAGUACAGGCGACGCCGCCUGCGCGGCAAGCGCCCGCGGUCCCCGGGGGCCAGGACAGCGUCGGCCGCCUCGCCGCCAGGACCGUUCCCAGGCGGCCGCGCGGCGCCGCGGGCCGUCUGCCCGGGCGCCGGGGACGCCGCGGCCGCCCGGCGCCGCCUCCGCGGGAAGCAGCCCGCCGGCCGGACCUGCGCGGCGGCGCAGGUGCCUGGCAGGCGGCCGCAGGCGGCCGCCGCGGCGGAGGUGCCCGGCAGGUGGCUGGAGCGCAGCGCCUCGGGGGAGCUGGUCUGGGUCGUGUGCGCCCCCGCCCAGCCGCGCGCGGGGCCCGGGGCCCCGCCCCCGGCCGCGCGGGGAGCAGCCCCGGAGGCGCCGCCGCUGCCGCAGGACGCCCCAGGCGAUGCAGCGUCCUCCAGCAGCACGGGCGCUCCCGGGCACCAGUUGGCGCCGCUGGGCUUCGACGCGCUGGCGGAGGCUCUGGACAAGGUGCGGGCGAAGGUGUCGGAGGCGUUGGCGCUGCGGCGAGAGGAGGUGCCCUCGGAACAUCGAGACUCGUUGCCGGACCUGGCGCUCGAGAUCGCGUGGGAGUUCCGCAGGCAGCUCCCGAAUCCGUACGCGCAGCUUCGCGCGCUCCUGUGGAACCUGCGUGACCCGAAGAACCCAGAUUUUGUAAGGGGCGUGGCGUCUCGAGAAGUCCUCCCCGAGCAGCUCCCGACGCUGGCGCCGCAGGAGAUGGCGAGCGCCGGCAAGCGCGCGGAGCGCGCCGCGCUCUUGGAGAGGGCCGCCCGCGAGGUGACGCUGGCUCGGGGCGUCUCGGGUGCGAUAGACAGGAACGCGCUGGAGUCCUUCAGAGCGCUGAAAACCAGGUGAUGCACGCAAGGCAUGGCCAGUCUCGCCAGAUUUGAGGGGCGCUCUUUCUGUUCGUAGCUUCUUUGUGCGUGUGUGUGUGUGUGUCUGACACUUAGACUGCUGCUGGCUCAUUGGUGUUGUUCGAUGGCGCAGUGUGUUUUCGUUCAGGUCAAGAUGCAGGUGCAGGUUUGAAAGACACCUCUCGAAGAAUGAAUGGUGCAGCGUGUCUUCGUGUAGGUCCAGAUGCAGGUGCAGGUUUGAAAGACACCUCGCUACGCUUCACCCGUGUCCGAAGAAGAAAAGCGCCAUAAACAUAACAUUGUGACGCUCCGCGCGUUUCACCUGUGCGCCCACACGUCAGGCACAGGCUUGACCAUGGUUUAUCCCAGCUUCUCCGCCCCAGCUGCCCACCGAUGAUUACACCAUGUACGUGCCGCCACCUGUUCGCCUGAGACGCCAGUCAGGAGGAGAA